UUGGACUUCCUGACCGUCGCUCAGGAUAGCGCUCUACGUCGGCUUUAAUUCAACGUUGAGGCAAAUCAGACGGAGGGGCGGGGGGAGAAGGCAGGUCAGCUUGAAGGGCCGUGAAACCCUCUGGACUCCUUGCCCAUCGCACCCAGCCGCGCUGACGGCGAAGCAACAGCGAGUCACUCGUCCUGCAGAUCGAUAGUGUCGCCCCUAAAAUCUUUGCAUCAUACAUAGCUAUGUAACGAUUUUGGUGCAAACAACGCUCAAAUGAAGACUAUAUGAAGUCUCCCAGCGGGCCUCGAAACCCGAAAGCCUGAGAACCUCCGUAGCCCUUGCGGGCUUGGAAAUAGGUGAAAAUAGCUGCCUUGGUAGUGUCGGGGUGGGGUGUGGGGGCGGCGAUGAAGGCCGACAAAGGACAAGACAAAAUUUUGUCAGUCCCGUUUGCGGGUUCCCCAGGCAACGGCCAGCACCGGAGGGUAGUCGACAGUGUCAAUUGUCCCCUGGAAGUCUCAUUCCUGCCGCCAGCGACUUCGCCGGUAACCGGCAGCCGUUUGGGCCUCACCGUGUGCCCCGGCAAGCACAUACUCUCACGGGAUGGAACAUUGUUCUGUCGGGACUUGGGCGCGGACCUGAAGCGCCUGCGCGAGGUGCAUGGCGCGGACGUAGUGGUGGCACUGCUGCCUGAGGCGGAGCUGCGGUACCUCAAGGUCCGGGACUACGCCAGUGCAGUGGCGGCACACGGCAUGGAGUACCUACACCUGCCCAUCGUGGAGAUGGCGGCGCCUCCCGACCUGCAGCAGGCGGCGGCGCUGGUGGACAUGGUGGUGGAGCGGAUCGGCGCUGGCAAGACGGUGGUGCUGCACUGCAAGGGCGGCGUGGGCCGUGCCGGCGUCAUCGCCGCGUGCACGCUGCUGCGGCUGCACGUGUGCACAUCCGCGCGCGACGCCAUUGCCACGGUGCGCAAGUACCGGCGCGGCGCGGUUGAGAGCAAGCGACAGGAGGAGUUCGUGGCUACCUACAGCCGCCUAUGCAGCAACCCCGCGGCGGCGUGGGUGCAGCAGUCCCUCGCUGACAUCGCCGCCGGCAACGGGCCCAGCGUACCUGUCAGGUGAUGGACACUCGGCUGCAGCCGGGCAAAGCAGCUGGCUAGCAGCCGACAGCGAGCUCUGAUGUUGCAUAUUCGGCAGACGACGUUGGCAAAGCCGACAGGACGCAGGACGAACUGCAGCAAGGAGUCGUGAACGACUUGAACUGAAGGAUUUGAGUUACCAGGAAUGGCAGCACUGCAGCAGCGCUACGUGACUUGUGAUGCCGCCGCUUGGCGCGUUUGCCGGGGAGGGAGUGGAGUGUGUAGCGCCACUCCGGGGGGUUAUUAACUCAUUGUGUCCAUAGGUCCCGUGAGUGAAUGCAUGACUGGUGCCUUGAGGCAGGGCAUUCCGUUUUUCACGGCUCCAGCGAGGGAAAACCACCUUUCGUGUCACAGGCUCCAGUAUUUUAUGUAGCGCGUGCGCGCGCAGGUCGCUGUUUGUUGCACGGGUUGGUGGCACACAAGGUUUUAGAGGGAAAUGCGCGUGUUUACUCUCGUGAAUGGUGGAGAUGCAUACACAAACAGCAUCUCUUGCAUUGCGUUUCAAGUUGCGUGCAUGUUGGCCUGGGCCACGCUGAGAGUGCUGGGCAUGUGUGUUGCCGGCCUUCGUCCGGUUUGCUUUGUCUUGUCGGAUAGUUUGUCUUUCCAGUAGAAACAAGGGGCUGGUCACCAGGUCAGGAUCAAUUCACGUUUCGUUAAUUGGCUUGCCACCAUUGCUUGCUCAAACACGGAGUGUUGCUAGGAAAGGCACGCGAGGCUGAGAGUUCCAACUGCGGCGGCUCAGUCUGCAUGCGGCCCUGCCCAUUUGCUCUAACUUUUGAUCCUGCGCAUUUUAUCAUCAAGCUGUUCUGCACUGAAACUAUCGUUGUCCGGUCCUGCGCCGGAGUGACUUCCACUGGUGGCAGCAAACGACUGUGUGUGGCAGUGAGGCAAGCAGCAUGACCACCUUUAAUGUGCACCUCAAGCAGUGAGCGCCACGAGUGAGCGCUUUGCACCAAGUUUUGUUCCUGCGUGGGGCAAUGCGUACUUUAAUCAGGGUGCGGUGGCAGCCCGUCGCUACCCUGCCUCUAGUCUGUACGGAGCAGGGCGUCGGGCUGUAGCUAACGGGUGGAGCCGUUGGUCGAAUGCUGGACAAGUCGAUAGAAGUCGGUGUGGUGCGUUCUAGGAAUCCCUACAUUGCGGCCCUGCGCCUGCUCUGGAUCCUGUAGAAGACAGCUGUUGCUUGCGAUUGCUUAAGAGUAACUGAAGAGAAGUUUGGGACGUGAGGCCCGCGCGUUGGCUUCUUUUGCGGCAACAACCGUUUGCAACGAGGAAUGGGGCGGAUGGCCGAAUGGCCGGGUGGCACCAGCGGUGGUUGUGUGUUGUUGGUGAUGCGGGUGAUAGACCAAGCCAAGAAUGGGGAGCGCUUGAGACGAUGGUGGAAAGUGGAGUAUCGUCGGCCCGUUGGUGGAAGAGAAGAUGGUAGGUAUCAUGGUUUUAAAGGGAUGGUACAUGGUUGGCGACAGGGGCAUGCGCGGCCGCGGGUCAGCUCUGCUCGCUUGUCGUGGCGGACUGUCACCGUGGUCUAAACCGCGGCGGGGGAAACCGUAUUCCCAUUAAUGAAGUGGUUUUGCGCGUUGGGUGCUUGGGUUUACCACGACCUGGUUGUACACAACGACAGCAAGGCGUAGGGCGGCGGCCUUUGGAGGAGGAGGAAUGAGACGGAUGCAGAGCACAGCCGAGGCCCUCGGGUGUAGUGAGGCCGUGGCGCUUGAAAGCCGAGCCAGACGAUGGCAAUGUAAAAGUAAUUUCAG
Messenger RNA from Chlamydomonas reinhardtii, 2874 nucleotides. RefSeq lists its product as uncharacterized. The record is from RefSeq and is a predicted model, not a curated record. Gene Ontology annotation, cellular component: nucleus. Gene Ontology annotation, molecular function: protein tyrosine phosphatase activity. The transcript is spliced from 7 exons. Bases 393 to 1106 code for a protein of 237 amino acids. Gene Ontology annotation, biological process: dephosphorylation. NCBI's taxonomy places the organism in Eukaryota, Viridiplantae, Chlorophyta, Chlorophyceae, Chlamydomonadales, Chlamydomonadaceae.